GUAGAUAUGUAUUAUUUAUUAGUAGACGCCCAAUGCUAUUUCGCGCCAUCAGGAAAACAAACAGCAAAAAAACAGAACAUGUUUAAACCUGAGUUUUGAUGGUUCAACUUUUGUUGGCAUUUGGUAUAUACUGAUCGUGAACAAAAUGAGCUCCAAAAAGCGUGCAGGAUCUCCGGAUGCCUCGACCGCAUCUCGCAAACGUAGCCGUAUUCGGAAACUCAGUUCUAGCAGCGAUCAUACGAGCACUGCUGUUCAAAGUGGCGGGGAAAGCGAUGAGGAAUCUUGUAAAGGGGCGCCCAGUACAAUAUCAGAGCCAAAUACCGUUGAGCGGGGCAUAAUAAAUGAUAUCCAAAAGUUUACCCGCAGCGGAAAAAUUUUGAAGAUGCAGCUGAAAAAUUUCAUGUGCCAUCGGAAUUUGGUGGUCAUGUUCAACAAGCGAGCUAACUUGUUGGUAGGAAAUAACGGCAGCGGGAAAAGUGCUGUUUUGGCUGCUCUUGCGAUUGGACUUGGUUGCAGCGCAAAUUCCACUAACCGGAGCAGUAGCGUGAAACAACUGAUUAAGCAUGGAGAGACGCAAGCUUCCAUUGAGAUCCACCUCAGCAAUGACAGCUUCGACUCUUUUGAGCGGGAAUUAUAUGGGGACAAAAUUAUUAUUAUGCGCACAAUCAGCGCAACUGGCGCCACAAGUUACAAGUUGAAGAGCGCGACUGGUAGUGUGGUAUCGCAGAGCCGCAGUGAUCUGCUGAAGAUGAUUAUGUUCCUUAAUAUUCAGGUCGAUAAUCCCGUUUGUGUAUUGAAUCAAGAUCUGGCGCGAUCGUUCCUGAAAGACUCGGAUGAGAAGAAGCAGUACAAUCUCUUCCUUAAAGCUACGCAGAUAGACUCCAUAACGUCCAAGUUGAACGGAUGCACUCCACAACUGGACAGUGCCAAGCACAACUUAGAAUGUAGUGAAAAGAGUUUGCAGUUCAUAGGACGUGAGAUCGAGAAUUUGCAGCAAAAGUAUAGCAAUUUGCAAUCAGUAGAAAAGAUGAAGGAUGCAGUAAAGGAAGCUCGUCUGAAGAUGGGUUGGAGGAUUGUGAUGGACAGAAGCGCUGAAUGUUCUCGCGUAGAUACCGAGCUGCUAGCUAAGAUGAACACGAUGAAGGAGCAUAUGAAUGCUAUUCAGAAUAGGGAUUUGCUAGAGGGAGAAAUCGAUCGAACGGUACAGCGCUAUAAGAACGACAUUGACGCCAAAAGAACAGGGUUUGCAGAGGUUAAGGAAAAGUAUAUGGGGGCCCGUAAGGUGGGUCAGCAGUUGCAGGAAAUGCUCUCAGAUAAGAGCCGAAACAUGAAGAAAGUAAAGGAUCGAAUGAUUCGUCAAGCAGAAGAUAUAAAGAGCCUCGAAGCAGAACUGAAGCAAAGAAGUGAAUCAGGAUUUAAUCGUGUUGCCGAGGAAAAACGACGCAACGAUGUUAUGCUGGCGGAGUUGAAUGGGAAGAAGCAUGAUUUGCAGGCCAUGGUGGAGAACGCUAAAAGGGAUGUGAACAUUUUGCACAACACGCUGGGACAAAUCCGAGAAAGAAAGGAUGAGAUCAAUAGCAAACGGGUAGAUAAGCAACAUGAGCGAUCACGUACUGAACUUCAGCUUCAACAGUUUGAUAACUCAUCGCGGGACAACCUUUCAGUAUUUGGUCAAAAUAUGCCCGCCUUCGUAGCCAAAAUCAAGCAGUUGCACCAACAAAAACGCUUUUCGGAUCUUCCCCGUGGCCCUUUGGGGCAGUACAUCAAAGUGAAGGACAAAAAGUGGACUGCCAUGGUCGAAACCGUUAUUUCCCAGGGAACGCUCAUGGCGUUCUAUGUGAAUAGUGAUGCCGAUCGAAACACACUGAAUCAGCUGAUUCAGCGAGAAUUCCCAGAGAUGCGAUCUUGCUCGAUCAUCACCAGCCGCUUUCACAAUCAAGUUUACGACGUCCGUAGCGGACGUGUUGAAAACGUGCAAAAUGCAAACCUGUUGAUGAACUUGAUAAACGUUAGCGAUCCGGUGGUGAUGAACUGCCUGAUCGAUCAGAUCAAAAUCGAAACUAUUCUCGCCGUCGAAGAUCAGGACACGGCAAUCGAACUUACUAGCCAGGCGGAAAAUGUGCCGAGAAACUUGCAGAAAGUGGUCGUCAUGGAGCCUUUUUCCGAGUUUUAUCCGAUGCCAAACUACAGAAGCUAUGGGUUGCAACGAAGACCGGCUCGUUACUUGCAAGUCAACAUGACAGAGUUGAAAAAGCAAACCGAACGACGGAUGCAACAGUUGGACCAGGAGCUGCAUGACAUCAAGCAGCAGAUUGAGGAAGAGACACGUAAGUUAGGCGAGAAAGAACGAGCCUUACAGGACAAACAAAGGCAAAUGGCCAAGCAGCAACAAGAGUUGAAUUCUCUAGAGCUGAAAAUCAAUGAACUCAAAUCGAUUGAAUACCCGGCCGAAUCGGAAGAUAUGACGCUCCAAAGCGAGCUGGACGAGCUGAAAGCUUCCCAGCUGGAGUUGAACGAACAGUUAAAAGUCGAAAUGUCCAAAUUGGAGACAUCCAACAACGAAAUAGCCGCACAAGAACGCAACAUCCAGGAGAAAAAGGAUCACAUGUCAAAAAUUGAAAGUGAAAUACAGGAAAUCCAGGACAAAAUUGAUGCGGAAAUGCAAAAACGGCACGACAUGCAGGCGAAUGCCAAAACUAAGCAACAACAACUGGAACGAUUGCGCGACGAAGUGAACACUCUGACGGCUGAACGCAACGAGCGGAAGAAGGGUCUGGAGGAGGCGACAGAAGCUGCACAGAUUCUUGGGAAUCGAAUUGAGGUGGCCGAAACUCAGGAACAGCUGAAGAAAUACAUCAUCACUAAAGAAACACGCAUCAAGACCAUCAAUUCUGCAAAUGAUGAUAUUGGUGACAUAAAAGCAAUUCUUGAGAAUGAGUGUCUGAAACGGGAUACCUCGUUGCGGUAUACGGAUUCGUUAAAGAAAAUGGUUAAAUCCCUUACGAACGCACGCUCAACGCGCUAUGCUUACCUGCACAAGCUCAAAUCGCACAUGUCCCUGAGGGUGAAACACAAAUUUAACAUGGUGAUGCAGUUGCGAGGUUUUGUUGGGGAAAUUACAAUGGACACUAGAAACGGCAUCCUUUCGCUCUCGGUUGUUCCGCGGGAUAAGAACAUCACCAAUGCGGUGUCCAACACCAAAUCGCUCUCGGGUGGCGAACGGUCCUAUUCGACGGUGGCAUUCCUGAUUGCCCUGUGGUCGUGCGUUGAUACACCGUUUUACUUCCUGGACGAGUACGAUGUGUUCACCGAUCAGGUCAACCGGCACAUGAUGACAAUGCUGCUGCUGAACGAAACCAAGAAGCGAGCCGACCGGCAGUUCUGUUUUCUGACACCUCAGGACAUGAGCAACAUUCAAGCGAGUGACGAGCUAACGAUUCAUCGAAUGGCUGAUCCGGAGAGGUGCUGAGAGCUGAUUUACUUUAAGAAACUUUGAAUUAUCGUUUGCUAUUUUUAACCUUUGUUGCACUGUACUAUUGAAUUCGUUAUUAAAAUGAAAACCUGAAUUUAAA
Molecule: messenger RNA, 3572 nt
Organism: Armigeres subalbatus
Lineage: Eukaryota; Metazoa; Arthropoda; Insecta; Diptera; Culicidae
Gene: SMC6
Product: structural maintenance of chromosomes protein 6
Exons: 10
Coding region: 146-3469 (1107 amino acids)
Biological process (GO): double-strand break repair via homologous recombination
Cellular component (GO): Smc5-Smc6 complex; nucleus; site of double-strand break
Molecular function (GO): ATP hydrolysis activity; single-stranded DNA binding; damaged DNA binding
Source: RefSeq, a predicted model, not a curated record